CUUCCGUAGUUCCGUCAGAAGGUUAAAUAAGAGGAGCGCGCAGAAGACGGGGAGUUUAUAAAUCAGUUAAACUCAAGCAGGAUAAAUCCAGGACCUGAGUUUGACCCCUGGUUUCAUGUUUUCCUGAUUCAGCUCCAGAUGGAUGUGAUCGUUAGCUAGUGAUGCAAAACACUGGUCUAAAAUCUUCGGCUCCCAAGUUCCCCUGCUAUGUUUUGCCCUUCUGUGGACUGCAAACAAGAGAAGCCCAACAGGAUGACCAAUGUGCUCUGUAGCAGAGUCAGGCUGGUUACGUACCUGCCAGGGCUUCAUGUUCUGGUGCGGCGCAUCACAGCAGCCCGAUCUUUCUCUGGAGCGUCCGGCUCCGACGAGCCUCAUCUCAACAUCACACCCCCUGAUAUGGGUCCAAGAACUGUAUGGCCAGAUGAGACCAUGGGCCCAUUUGGACCUCAGGACAAGCGCUUCCAGCUGCCCGGGAACGCAGGUUUUGCCUGCCAUCUAGAGGGCAUAGCACAGCAGAAGACCACCACUGUCCACAGGACGGUACCAGAUGUGCUCACAGCACAGUCCAGCAGCGAGAGGCAUGAGUUUGUCCUGGCUCAGUUUGUCGGCGAGUUCCAUGGGAAAGAUGAGGCUUCAUCACAGAGUGUCAGCAGUGUGGAGCAGUAUUUUGACCAUUCUAAAGUGGAAUGCGCGAUACAGUCCUGCCCAGAACUGCUUAAGAAAGACUUUGAGUUGAUGUUCCCUGAGGCCCCCUCCAGCGGCAUGAUGGUGGUCACCGUAACUCAGAAAACAGAGAACGAUAUGACCGCUUGGUCAGAGAAGGUGGACCAGGAGAGAGAGGAGCUACUGGCUAAAUUCAUUGCUGGGGCAGAAGAAAUCUGCCUCGCCCUCCAGACUGAGGGGUUUUGGGCCGACUUUAUAGACCCAUCAUCUGGGCUCGCAUUCUUCGGUUCCUACACAAACAACACACUCUUCGAAACAGAUGAACGCUACCGCCACCUGGGUUUUCAAAUCGAGGACCUCGGCUGCUGCAAAGUGAUUCGCCACAGCUUGUGGGGGACGCAUGUGUUUGUGGGAACAGUUUUCACCAACGCACCACCCAACAGCCUUAUAAUGAAGAAGCUGCAAGGGAAGUAAUGUAUUACGUGCUGGGUGGAACCAUAUCUUGGAAUACUUUUUUCGAUCAAAGCUGUUUUUCCAAUCUCCAUACUCGAAUGCUCAAAGUGUGCUCAACCAGCUCACAGCACCAAAUGCACUGAGAGGGCUCAAGUAUAGAGACAGAAAAAAUGGCACAGAAUUUGAUUGCGUUCUCUCAGAUUUAUUGUAAAUCCCUAUGGGGCACUUAGCCAAGUCAGCUGGUGACAGGCACUAUGAAAAUGUAUUUAUUUUUUUGAGGAUGAGAUGAUUAUCGAUGAAAGCUAAAGAAGUAAAACAUCAGAUAACUCUAAAACACAUAUUUAUCCUUGUUGCCUUUCCUUUAAAUGCAGACCUCACAGAGUUGAACCAGUUUAGUGUUAGUGUUUUUUUCUGUUGUACUGUAGUAUCUGUCUUUGUAAGGUAAUUGACCAGAUCUCACUACAUUAGACAACUUAAAAGUUGCUAGAUAGCUACUGUAGACCGUUCAACUCAAAUGGAAGCUUCUUCUGAAGGGUCAUGCUACAAUAAACAGAUACUUCCUAAUUCUGUUGAACAAGAAUUCCAUAACUGUUGGUGGAAGAUUUGAUCAUGGAUUUGAUCAUUGUAUGAAAAAAGCUGAAUAAAUGAGUGGAGAAACAUAA
Colossoma macropomum (tambaqui) is the source of this 1778-nucleotide messenger RNA. It is a transcript of the gene mmadhcb, whose product is annotated as metabolism of cobalamin associated Db. The coding region runs from base 208 to 1137 and encodes 309 amino acids. The record is from RefSeq and is a predicted model, not a curated record. Gene Ontology annotation, biological process: cobalamin metabolic process. The transcript has 9 exons. NCBI's taxonomy places the organism in Eukaryota, Metazoa, Chordata, Actinopteri, Characiformes, Serrasalmidae. Gene Ontology annotation, cellular component: mitochondrion.